Colletotrichum phormii is the source of this 4875-nucleotide messenger RNA. Its product is annotated as SNF2 family domain-containing protein. The record is from RefSeq and is a predicted model, not a curated record. Lineage: Eukaryota; Fungi; Ascomycota; Sordariomycetes; Glomerellales; Glomerellaceae. The transcript is spliced from 4 exons. Gene Ontology annotation, molecular function: ATP binding; ATP-dependent chromatin remodeler activity; ubiquitin protein ligase activity. Gene Ontology annotation, biological process: DNA damage response; protein polyubiquitination. Gene Ontology annotation, cellular component: nucleus. Bases 303 to 4616 code for a protein of 1437 amino acids.
CGCGACUUUGCCUCUUACUGCCUGCUUAUCGAUUAAGCUAGGUACCGAGGAGCUUCCUUCCUUCCUUCCAUGCCCGAGUCGCAUGUUGCACUUUACCUCACUCAACUUUUUCUCUUCUUCCAAUAUUUUCUUUCCAGAGACAACACAAUAAUCACAUACAAACCACUCUCUGAUUUCCUUCGUCUUCCCGGUCUUUUCUGCCUGUUCAUACAGUUUCGACAAAGCAAGCAUGUCUCCAGCUUACACUUAAGGCCCGAUGAAGUCGUUGAUAAGAGUGUGAGCAACAGUGAUCAAGAUUAGACAUGGCUCGCACAAAGCAGACAGCGCGCCGCUCAAAGCCACUCCCAAUAACCACUGCGAUCUCAUUUCAUGAACCUUGGCCGGUUGACUUUAUUCACCAACUGCAGAACCUCCCAUCCAACGAUGAGGCUCAAACCCAAGACCAUGAUGCGACUGAGCCAUCUGCGAAACGAGUGAAGCGAUCGCACGAAGAUGUGAAAGCACUCCUUGUGGCUGAGGAAGAACUGGAGUUUGUGCGAAAAUGUCCCGAGAAAACACUUCCCUUCACUCGAUGCAAUGUCGGACCCCAUUUGCACCUAUUCUCAGACAAAUCGAAGGAGUUCAGAAUUGCCUCUCGCGUCAAACGACCAGUUCCGUCGAUCAACGUCUCUGUCGCAACCCAUUCAAAUUCCAUCACUCAGCGUCUGACAGUUUGUCUGGAUGUCUUUGCCAAGAAACGGGAGAAGACUAAUGGCGAAGGCGAAGUCUGGGUGGCACUUGAUGUCGCUCUGCGCCCUCAAGGAGAUUUUCUCUCUGUGGUGUUUUGCUUCAAGCUCUAUUGGAAUGAAACUAAGACGCCAUACAGCUGGUUGCGAUCUGUGAAUGAGCGCCAUAUUAGUCAGAGCAUCCUCGAUACUUUUCUACCUGACGAAACCGCCUCAUCCGCCUCAAGUUCGAAACAACAGAGCUGGUCCCCAUUGGACUUUUAUGAGGCAGCUCAUGUACCACCUGCCGAAGAUAAGACCGCGCUAUCGAUCGAAAUAUCCGAGUUGACAGCCAAACUCUAUCCUUACCAGAAGAAGACAAUUCAAUGGCUUCUCAGCCGAGAAGGUGUUCGCUGGAAGGAGGCAAGCGUGGACUCAGUCUUGAACAUCGAGGAGCUACCUAUCGUCUCAGAUACCGAUAUCGCACAUAGCUUCCGCAGAGCUCGAAUCGAAGGGGGAUUUGGACAAUCCUUCUUCAUCAGCGAUCUGUACCAUGUCGUCACUACCGACCUUACAGCUUUUCAGCAAGCCGAGCGGGACAUCCGAGGAGGUAUCCUAGCUGAAGAGAUGGGCCUUGGCAAGACUCUCGAAGUCAUCGGCCUGGUCACGCUACAUCGCCGACCCCCGACCGAUAGUUACAUUGUCACGCGAGAAGGUGAAGAGCUUCUGACAAGCGGCGCAACUUUGAUCGUUACGCCAGAGUCAUUAAGGAACCAGUGGAUUGCGGAGCUUCAACGACACGCACCUCACCUACGAGUCAAGUUCUAUCCGGGUCGCAAGAAUGUCAACUUUGAGACUGAGGAUGAUCUCCGUGCUGACUUGGCUUCAUACGAUGUGAUUAUCACCACAUACCCAGUCUUAUCGGCGGAGGUACACUUUGCUAUGAAGCCCCCUGAGAGAUCUCGGCGCCAAGAGAGAAAGUACGAACGUCUAGUGUCGCCCCUGACGAGAAUAUCCUGGUGGCGUGUCUGUCUUGACGAAGCUCAGAUGAUUGAGGGCGGAGUGAGCGGGGCAGCUGUCGUCGCAAGAGUACUGCCCCGUGUCAACGUUUGGGGCGUUACUGGAACACCGGUGAAGAACGACGUCAAAGAUCUCCACGGUCUGCUCAACUUUUUGCGUUACGAGCCCUAUGCAUCGUCUACACAGAUUUGGAGAGCUCUCACAGAGUCACACAAGCUUCUUUUCAAGUCUCUGUUCGGCAGUAUUGCCUUGCGCCACACUAAGCAACUUGUCAGACACGAGAUCACUGUGCCGCCACAAAAGCGAUACGUCAUUACGUUGCCCUUCACCGCCGUGGAGGAACAAUACUAUGGCGAGAUGUUCAAGACUAUGGCCAAGAAUUGUGGACUAGAUCUUCUUGGUGCCCCUGUGAAGCCCGACUGGACACCAGAAAAGAGCGAGACUGAGAUGCGGGCGUGGCUUAACCGUUUACGACAGGCAGCUCUCCAUCCUGAAAUCGUUCAGAUACGCGGCACUGGUCGAAAAGUCGGACCUAUGCGGACAGUCGACGAGGUCCUGGAUGCUAUGAUUGAGCAAAGCGAAAACGACAUUCGAGCCGACCUUCGUGCCUACCUACAGGCCAGACUUACACGCGGUCAGAUGCUCGAAAACAGUCCCAGGGUCAAAGAGGCUCUCGAGAUAUGGGAGAAGGUCAAGGUGGAUGCCAUGGAUCUUGUCGCCGAGUGCCGACAGGAGGUGAAAGCUGUCGUGGGUACGCUGUCAGGAGAGGUUUCUGUCGCAGACCGAGGAGGGGACGACAGCGAUCAAAAUGAAGCCGAUGAGGGCGCGACAAAUGCUCUCGUUGGCGAAGCCCGCACCAAACUUCGACAUGCUCUGGAGGUCCUUCAUAAAGCGACAUUCUUCUGUGCAAACGCCUUGUUUCAAAUCAAGAGCAAUACGGACAUGACUGAACCGGAUUCCGAUGACUUCAAGAAGUAUCAGCAACUUGAAGACGACGAGUAUAGCAAGGCUCAGGAGGUCCGACGAGAAAUCCUUUCGGAAAGUCAUGCCAGAGCAAUGUCACUUAUGAAUAGUCUGGGACGCCAAGCCGAAACACAGUCUUUCGUCGAAAUUCCAGAACUAACGUUGAGUGGGCCGAAGGGACUGGAAAGCGCCCCGACGCUUGACACAUUGGAAGAACUAUAUGGUGUCCUCAAUGAGCAGGCAGAUCGCAUUGAUGAAUGGAGAGAGGCUCUCAUCGGUUUGCUCUGUCAGGCACUGAUCGAUGAAGAAGCGGAAAAUGAGGUCACGGGUGAAGAGUUCACCGACUCCACGCAGAUCCAAGAGGAACUUAUCGUCCAUGUGCAAAUCCUGCGUGCCGCCAUUGCUGAUCGCCAGGACGCCAUCUCAGGGCUUGAGAAUGCGUUGGUUCGGCAUGAGACCAACGUUUCACUGACUGCCGCAGGGAAUGGAGAUGGCCCAGCCCCAGAGAAGUUCCUGGCUCUCAAUGACGCCAGAGAUUCAGUGAAGCCGUCCCCAAUUAGGCAUGGCUCACUUCGUCGUGCUAUUGCUGAGUUGCGAGGUAUUGCCUCAAGACUACCAAAGGAUGGCGGCGGCCGGGCAAGCCUUGAGCACGGGAUUGUGAUCAAGCAGAUUCAACAAACACAGGCGCACAUCACCGCUCAGACUAAAGCGACUACAGCUUUGGAACGGGAGACCGACCGUUUCACAAGUGCAAUGAAUGCCAGAGUUGAGUACUACCGACAAUUGCAAGCAGUGUCAGACAGUGUUGCCCCCUAUGAAGGCCUCAGUGAUGGACAGGCCGUAGCUUCUUGCAUCGCGAGCGAGAAAAAUUACCGCAGGAAGCUAGACUCUUCAAAGGCGAAGCACAGAUAUCUGCUGAAUCUCAAGAUGGACGGCGGAAAGUCCAACGAGCCUCGGAUGUGUAUCAUUUGCCAGUCAAACUUUACCAUUGGAGUUCUGACAGUGUGCGGCCACCAAUUCUGCAAAGAAUGCAUAAAGCACUGGCAUAAGGCUCAUCAGAAUUGCCCAAUGUGCAAGAGGAAGCUUCGACUCACCGAACUCCAUGAUAUUACUCUCAAGCCCAGAGAGUUGAAGUUACACGAUGAGACUCCAGUUUCUGCUUCGCUCGGAGUGAAGAAAGAUGAGAUUGCCAAGGCAAAUGGCAUCUACUCUCAAUUCAGCACUGAAAAGCUUGCCCAGAUCAAUGAUAUUGAGUUAUUAAAGAUGUCCUUUGGAACAAAGGUCGACUCGAUUGUCAGACACAUACUAUGGCUGAGGGAAUCGGAUCCUGGUGCCAAGUCUGUCAUCUUCACCCAAUACAAGAGUUUCCUGACAAUCCUGGGCGAAGCAUUCAACCGCUAUCAGAUCGGCUUUUCCGCAAUCGACAGGCCCAACGGUAUCAUGAAGUUCCAGAAUGAUGCUAGCAUUGAGUGCUUCAUGCUCCAUGGCCGGGCAAACUCGAGUGGGCUCAACCUUGUCAACGCCAGCCACGUCUUCCUGUGUGAGCCGCUGCUGAACACUGCGCUCGAAUUGCAGGCGAUUGCUCGCGUUGACCGCAUUGGACAGAAAAAUGAGACAACGGUAUGGUUGUAUUUGAUUGAGGGGUCGGUGGAGGAGUCGAUCUACAACCUGUCGGUCAAGCGACGCAUGGAACACAUGGGUCAGAAGUCCAAAGGAAAGUCCAAACAGUCGACUCCAGAGGUGCAAGAGCCCACUUUGGAGGCUGCCAACACUUUGGAGCUAGAGCAAGCUCAUCUCAACCAACUAAUGAGUAAGGAUAAGAAUGCAGGCGAGGCGGUUGCGACUGAUGAUCUCUGGGAAUGCCUAUUUGGGCGUGUGUCCCGGCGUAUUACAUCAAGCGUUGCAGAGGAGAUUGUUAAUGAGGACUAAGCUGUCCUUCAAUCUACGGGACAGAGAGCCAGCAAGUAUAAUGUUUGGUCAGAGAAGAACGAGGCAACGCAGGUUAUGAGGCGUUUGGUAGGCUUGGUUUGGAGGGACACCAGUGGUCGUAUUGGCACCAAUUUGCGGGUAGGGAUUCUCAAUGUUUGAGUAUAGACAACUUCCAUCGAGACAUGGUCGCGGCGAAGCCCGCUACUAGGCUAGAUUACAACACAAUUGACAUUCAAGAUCUUACACUUGAAGAAUGGAG